GCAGGAACAGCUGGGCAAGGCCUAACCAGAGCACACAGGAGUUGGUUGCAGUCACCUGGCAGAGAGAGGUUCAGCCUGGCAGUGGGGGAGAGACAGGGGUGUGGCUCCGGAGACUGGUUAUCAGGGCUGGACCUACCUGGGCCAGGGUCCACCAUCUGGUUGGUGAAAUCUGGAUGGGGGUGGAAUCUGGGGAGGGUUAAAGGAUCUCUAGUCUGAUCCUGGGGAGCUUGGUGUUGCUACCUGACCACAACUGUGAGAUCCCAGGUCCACUGCCAGGAGAGCAUGAGUGAUCAGGAGAGGGAGACAGAAGAGGAUGAGGGAGGCGGUACGUCAGACACAGCACCCAUGCUGCCCCAAAGGCCUCCUGACUGCCAGGCCUCAACUCUGAGAAACCCAGGGUGGUCUGGUCUGGCCACCCGGGGUCUCAGGACCCUGCUGCUGCCUAUGAGGACCCUGGCUGUGGUCCUGCUCCACCUGCUGCUUCCUGGGACAGUCUUCCUGCUGGUACUACUGCCUGCAGCUGGUAUUGUCUACCUAGGAUUCCUGUGCCACUCCAGGGUCCGCCCCGCGCCCGGCCCCGGCUGCCGAACGCUGCUCUCGGACCGCGGCUCGGCGGCGCUCAUCGUGCUGGGCUUCCUCGCGCUGCCGCCGCUGCUCGUGCUCGCCUCGGCCGCCCGCGCCCGCCUGAUCCGGCGCCUCCGCCCGCUGCUGCCGCCCCCGGCGGGAACCCCGGCGUCCGACGAGAGCGGGGUGUGACGCCGGCGCCCGGGCUCCCGGAGGCCCCCUAAGGCGGCCCCGGGCGGACGAGCGGCGGGUGGGGCGAGGUCCGCCUCCCGGCUCGGUGCUCAGUGCUCAGUGCUCGAAGCGGCUGCGGGAGGGACCGGGCUCGGCCGGACCGCGGCGGCCCCGCCCCACCUCUGCAGCCUCCGCCCUGCUGCGGACGGAGGCACGGAGGAGGAGGCACGGAGGAGGCUGCCCGGAGGCGACGCCGCGGCCUGCUAGCCCACUUCCAGGUCCGCGGAGGCCCGGGGGUGGCCGGCCGGCUCCGCGCUGUGCAGGCGCGGCCGCCGCCAGAGCCCUGGCCGCAGCACGCGGCGAAGUGAGGAAGAAGGAAGCCGGCGCGCCCCGGGCCGGUCGAGACGGUCCUGCGGCUCUCCCAGCGCCUUCCUGGGUGGCGUCUCCUGCAGUCCGGGGCCCAGCCCGCGGGCGCUCUAGCGCCGCGCUGCUUUCCAGCCUGAGACUGCCUCGCUAAAUUGCCGAGGCCGGUCUCAUACUGGAGAUCCGUGUCUACGGAUCCAUAUCUUGUACCAGUUCUGGAAUAUUCUCAACCCAUAUCUCUGCAAUCUCGUCUUUCAUUCAUCCCCCAUGCUCUUUCACUGUUUCCCUCCUUCGUAUAUUCCAUCUGCAUGUGUCCGGUCUGCAGUCUGAGCGGUUUCUUCAUAGCCCUCUUCUAGUUCAUUGAGAUUCAUCAUUUCUUUUUUAAAAUAUUUUUUAGAUGUUGCUAGACCUUUAUUAAUUUAUUUACAUGUGGCGCUGAGAAUCUAACCCAGUGCCUCACACAUGCUAGGCAAGCGCUCUACCUUUAAACCACAACCCCAGUUCUGAAAUUCAUCUUUUCUAAUCGGCUGAUCAACUCAUCUAUUUAUUUUUAACUCAUUAUCAGAUUUAAAAGUUACAUUUGGUUCUUUUUCAAAUUUUUCUUUUUUUAUUUGUCUUUAUAGUUUUUAUUCCUAGGAAUUGAACCCAGGGGCACUUAACC
This is a messenger RNA of Sciurus carolinensis (gray squirrel), 1759 nucleotides long. RefSeq names its product transmembrane protein 88B (gene Tmem278). The transcript has 2 exons. The record is from RefSeq and is a predicted model, not a curated record. Gene Ontology annotation, cellular component: plasma membrane. Bases 283 to 756 code for a protein of 157 amino acids. Lineage: Eukaryota; Metazoa; Chordata; Mammalia; Rodentia; Sciuridae. Gene Ontology annotation, biological process: negative regulation of canonical Wnt signaling pathway. Gene Ontology annotation, molecular function: PDZ domain binding.